UGUCACGAGGUAUCUCUGCUGAACAAAAUGGACAAUUUAUUUCGAAGACUGUCCCAGUUAUUGUUUCGGUUUGAACGGAAAACUCGCGCCCUCGCUCACUCCAAAAUUUUAACCUCUACCCUAAAACGCCUGCAAAACUCUACGAGAAUCGGAAUCCGAAUCACAGUUUCAAUAUGCACAAUCCGUUUGACUAUCUACACCAGGAGUACCCCUUCCAGGGUCACGAUAGUCUAUCAAGAGGAUGGUUGGAUUGUUUCUGACAACAAAAAAGAGUUGAUCGAUAACUUUGACUACUUUUUUGUCUUCAUGAGGCAUUUACACUCGAUAUUUGCAUCAAAAAUCCCGGUUUCUUAUAUAUCAAUACAGUUUAUUUGUGAUCUGAGAGCAAGGCUGAUAUCGGAAACGACUGACGAGCACACUGAAAUGUUGUUUCUAAAAGAAUUGAGUGAAAUGAUGGAAUCCCGAAACCAAAAUGUGAAACUGAAAAGGUUCUCGGUGCAUUUCCACGGGGUCACCUUAAACAACUCGAUUGAGCCGAUUCUACAACACGUGGAGGCAAAAGUUCUAGUGUUGAAAGCAAAUUGUGAUGAGGACAUGAAGUACGAUUUCAACAAAAUUGUUGAAACAAACAUUUGGAAAUCGGCCAGAGUAGUGGAUAUCGAUUCGUUGUACCUCAGUCACGCUCACAAGUUUUCCUGUCAACCUGUAGAGGAGAUCUCACAUUUUUCAAGUGUUUCGUGUAUUUUCUACUCGAUAAACUUUGAUGACAUGGUUUUCCUGAAAGAGCAUUUCCUCGAAUCUCCGAACGCACGUGAAUUCCUCAUUAGCUAUCGGAAAUUCGAUGAGCAACCAAUGAUCAGUGACAUUUACGAGAUGGGAUUAGACACAAUUUUUGGAAAGCCCGUCAAUGUGGAGUACAAAGAAGAAGACAAAAUUUACAAGUUUAGAGUGAUGGAUACGGAGCAUGAUAUUUCAAUACAGUUGUUUUUACGGAGAUCUGGAAAUUCGUCGAUCAUCUUUACGCGAGAACCACCAUCGGUGAAGCAGAUCUAUGACCAAACUGUGCACAAUUAUCACUCACACACGAUUGAUCUACUAGAAAGAAAUGGCCAGGAGACUAAUGCCUUACUGGUAAUUCGGAAUGACUCAAUUCUAAUUUAUUUUACGUAUACUGACAAGAAUACCGCGGAAAAAAAAGUGGAAAACUUCGAGUACAAGAGUCUAGAAACUGGAUGCUCGGCAGUUGUCUCUGAAAGAAGAACUUCAUUGACUGUGAAUCUAGAUCAUAUGUCUCUUUUUCUGACACAUUUGAAGUACCUACUGGAUAAUUUGACGACUUUUGAAUCUUUUUCAUUUGGAUUUAAUGAAGAAUCCUGCGAUGCAGAGUUUAUGAACCGCCUCAACAAAACUAUCCCAUCAAAUUCUCUAAAAGCCGAUGGCUGCUGUAUAUCUUUCAACCGUCACCCUCUGAUCACUGAUUACAUCACCUCAGUGCUCUCGUACUUCCAACCAGGAACCCUUGAAAAUAUAGCGAUCCACACAGCACCUCACACAAUUGCUAUGGAACUGGAAGAUAUUGCGGGCUUAGAGCAAUGGAAACGAGCAAUUUCGGUAGCAAUGUGUAACACUACCCUAAAGUUGUCAAGUAAGAGUUGGGAGAAUUUCAAGCACUUUUCGUGUGCCACAAUUAUAUCCGAACCGAUUUCUUUUGAGGAUCUUUCAUUUCUGAAAGAGCACUUCCUGACUUCAAAUACCCCGCGGCAGAUUAAGCUUCAAUAUCUCCGUUCCUCAGAGGACAAUAUCAACGUUGCUCAAAAACUUCUAGAGCUAUUCGGUCCUCCAGCUCACGAAAGCUAUGAGAGUGCAAAGCAAUGUGAUCGAACAUGGUGCAUAGCAAUUUCAAAUCAAGAUAAUUGUUUUCUGGUCAAGCACAAAUUCUGUCGUCCUCGGGAGUAUGGCACAUUCGUGUUCUCAAGAAAAUUGGCGGCUGAGAUGGAAUGGAUCAACUCAUCCCCCAGUCGUUCUCAAAUACUCUCGGCAUUCAUCAAGUGCCUUGCAACUUACAAAAACCACUCCCUAGAAGUUCACACUGCAGAGGACCAGGUCCGGAUCAUGUUCAGCUACUCCUCAGAACUGACUAGCUAUCGGAAGAACAUCGUGUACAAAAAUCACCGUGAAGGGUGUCUGCUCGAGUUUGACGUUCACAAGAUAGUAAUCGACGAGGAUUAUGUGACAGUUUCUUGUGAGGACUUGAAUAUGGUGCUGGAGACGGUGGAGAGUAUUGACACUUUGCUAAUAGAGUCUGAAGAGAUAUCCCCGUCAAGAUCAGACGAUGACCCCAAUAACUCGAAUGAAACAGUUUUCGGAUGCUGCUUAACAAAAUUAGUGGAAAAUCUUAAGCAGCGAAAGCAAAUGCUUCAUGUCAGAAACUUCAGGCUAAACUUGAAUAUGCAAUCCCCAAGUGACCAGGUCUACUCUAUAUUGGAACUACUUUCUCCGGAGGUCGUCGAAUUGAAAACUUCCAUAGAAGACACAAAAUUGGAGUUGUCAGAAAUAAAUUUCACAAAAACGAAGGAGCUCAAAGCAGAAUCAUUUUUGUUAUCCAUCCCCAUCAAACUAUUGAGCAAAUUUUCAAAAGUAGCAGUGACAUUACAAGAUUUUUCAGUCGAGGAUCUGGUUUAUUUAAAAGAGCACCUCCUUGGAUCCCCAACGCCGUUCAAGUUUACUAUCAACGACAAUCGUUCGAAAGAGGAGCAUGUUAAUGCAAAGAACCUACUUGAAGAAUUUGGAACACCUGAUCGCAUUCAAGAUGAUCUUAUGGAAUGGCGUAUUCGGAUUCCUGGUCCCAAAUUUGAUCUACUUAUUGAAUACCGCCCGUGUGUCCCGAUGGGUCAAUCAUUCAGUUUUGAGCGUGUGGUGGAAAGGGUUGAGGAACAUCAACGUCACGAAUUUACCAACCAACCCAUUGAAUUACCACUCUCAUACACUACCCAUUCACUGAUUCUACCAUCAACUUUGAACACCACGAAAGCCUUCAAACUUGCUGAAGUCCGCUUAUCUUUAUAUAGCACCAGUAUAACAGUCGGUCUUUACUGUACUCUCCAAGGUCAACGAUCUUCACGGAUCCAUGAGUAUCAACACCACCCGAACGGUUGUCGGCUGCAAUGUGAUCAUCAAAGGGAAAUGGUUCGGAAUCGGGAUUUCGUUUCGCUGGCGGUUUCCCAUUUAAAAACGAUUCUUGAGGGCCAAAACGUCAUUUUAGAAUUUUCAGUCCAUCUAUGCGAUGACUCUGAGUAUAUUGAUAAAAGGUGUCUUGAAGAUCUUGUUGAGAUGCUCCGCUCACGACGUCGGCAACUCAAAGUUCGGAACUUCAAGAUUAGUUUCUUUGAGCAACCAUACAUCAAAAUCGCAGCAUCUCUAUUGUCAUACUUCGAUCAUUUCUCAUUGGUUAGAAUAACACUCAACACGCCAUUGCACGGUACAGUAAUCGAAACAGAGGACUGUGACCUACUUGUGAGCCUGGAUCAAUGGCACUGUGCCAGUGAGCUCCUCAUUUCGUCGUUUGUAUUUUCAACUGCAUUGGAAAAUUUCGAGAAUUUUUCACUUGCAAGUGUUACGGUGCCAACGAUUUCUUUUGAGCAAUUGGCUUUGUUGAAGGAGAAUCUUACGUAUUCAACUACUAAGUUCUGUCUGGUUAUCAACUUUCACGGUUAUGAAGAUGAAGAUUCAAAUGAUGUGGAAGCACGGCGACCACAAGAAAUUUUCGGAGAACCAAACGUGGAAUACGGAAGUGAGGAGUUUGGGCAUAAAAACUGGCAUCUUCCUAUGGAUGACAGAGAAUAUAGAUUGGCGAUCAGAUAUCAGCAUUGUGGAGCCGAAGGGAUUCCUGCGUAUGUUUUUACAAGAGAAAAACAGGAAGACGCCCCUCCAUUUGACAUGCUGCGGCUCGUCACCUGCUUCCCGAUGGUCAUGAAGAAUAUUGUCGACAAUUGCGCUUUUGUCUCAGUCGAAGUCCUCCGCAAAGUUUGCAAAGACCUCCGCUACUUCGUUGAUCGGAGCCGGAGCAAGUCAAAAUUCCAAACAAAUGAUAUUGCCGUGAGCUUGAAUUCUGACGAUCUCAAGCUUCGAAUCCGCCAGUCAAACGCGCAUACACUGUUUGUCUACUACAAGCAACCAAUAGGAUGUCGGCUUGAUAUCAUCGAGUUAACUCCGGACGGGGCCACACGGAACUACCGGGAGCAUCAUUUGACAGAUGACACCCCGUUGAACUACUUGAUGCGAGAUCUUCAGUUUGUGUUGAAGGAUCAGAAGAAUUGCCUGAGAAGUUUUCACUAUUGGGUUGCGGGCGAACAUGAAGAAGCGCAAGAAAAACUAAAGCGAGUUCUGAUUCGGAGCUCCAAGCUUCAAGUGAAAUGUUUAAUCUUAGCCGGAAGGACUGAGUCGGAAAUUUUAGAGCUUCUCGAGUGUUUCGACGCCGGAAAGUUGAAGCUUCUGAGACUAGAUUUUGCAAAAAUCACUGAAGAGGAUGAAGGAACACUAGAGAUCGCCCGAAUAGCGGAGACGGGUCACUGGAGAACUGCAGAGGAGUUCGUGGUGGCUGAGUGCGUGCUUAACACGGAUCCCUUGAACUUUAAUCAAUUGUUCGGAAAUUUCAAGAGCCAAAAAGUUUGCCUGCAAAACUUCACAGUGGACAACUUGCUUUUUAUGAAGCAGAAAUCCCUUUCCACUUCCAUAAAACUAUUCUUCAUUUGCGAAAAUUUCGAUAUGGAGAACUUGUACGAGCUUAUUGGACGGCCUCUGCUUGUUACCGAGGAUGCGGUCAAAGUUCGGAAGUGGUUCUUCAAGUUAAUAGGCACAUUAGAGCACGUUUUGCUAUUGAGAAUUAACACGGAAAACGGGAAGAUUCAUGUUCAGAUGUUUCGUAUCCCAGUUUCAUAUGUUCCCCAAAACGCAACCAUUCGUGACGAUUGAGAUUAAAUCAGUUUAAAUGAAUAUAUUGCAAUUAAAAGAUA
This is a messenger RNA of Caenorhabditis elegans, 5012 nucleotides long. RefSeq names its product DUF38 domain-containing protein (gene R10E8.6). The record is from RefSeq and is marked reviewed. Bases 28 to 4971 code for a protein of 1647 amino acids. NCBI's taxonomy places the organism in Eukaryota, Metazoa, Nematoda, Chromadorea, Rhabditida, Rhabditidae. The transcript has 12 exons.